CUUCCUCCUCCAGCCUCUGAGUCUGCACACACUCACAGGAACAAACCUUUGCACAUUCACAUGGCUGUCUCCUGCCUGUGAUUAGGCACCAAAUCUGGGUUGCCAACAUUCCUCAGUCGACCCCACUGCUCCGUCAAACUGAGCGGCGUUCCUGCAUGACUGCACAGAACCAGAGGAGAGACAUCACCCACCACAGACACUUCUCAUUCUCAUCGUCUUUUAGGAGUUUUAGCAAAAAUUUAGUAAAGUGCUAAUGAGAUUUGUUAACAAGAAAUAAUUUGGAUUACUUCCACCUGCUUGAGCAGAGAGGAAGCAUCUCAAGUCGAAUGGUUGCAACCAGGUCAGCUGAAAGAAUCAGGAAAAACAGAGCCAAAUAACUUUCUUGUACUGGAUUUUUCCUGCAUGGAAGACUAAAUUUUUUAUCUUUCACUUGCGCAUUUCCUAAUACAAAAGGAUUGUCCGAGGCACUAGGAAAGCUCUUUUUUUAUGCCUAAAAGAUGGACCUUUUGCCGGAUAGUUCACGGUUGCGCUCGGACAGCACAAGCAGCUCUGCGUCUCAAGGCUCCAGGUCAAAGACGAUCCUUCGCCAGCGCCUGGCCGAGCUGAUGACCUGCAUAGAGGACAUGAGUUCUGAUGACGAAGCCGGCGAGGAAGUAUCCCGCACGCUGGACGAAGCCUUUCAGCUUUGUGGACGAUUACUACCCACAGAUGCAUUCAGGCUGCACAUGGUCACCUGGAAUGUGGCAACAGCAGAACCUCCUGAGGACGUCGCCUCAUUGCUACAACUAAAUGAUCAACCCGCCAUAGACCUUUAUGUGAUUGGCUUGCAGGAAGUAAAUGCCACACCUGUGAGAUUCCUCUCAGACUUGAUGGCAGAAGAUUCCUGGAGCCAUCUUUUCAUGGACACCCUGGGACCCAAAGGCUUUGUAAAGGUCACAUCGGUGAGGAUGCAGGGUUUGCUGCUGCUGGUUUUUGCCAAAAUGAUGCAUCUCCCCUUCAUCAGAAACAUCCAGACCACCUACACUCGCACUGGCAUCUUUGGCUACUGGGGAAAUAAAGGUGCCGUCUCUGUACGCUUUUCCUUCUACGGCCAUAUGAUGUGCUUUCUCAACUGCCACCUCGCAGCUCACAUGCACAAUGCCCUGCAGCGCGUUGACGAGUUUGAGUACAUCCUGGAAACACAAGACUUUGACAUCUUUGACACUCCUCAUGUCCUGGACCACAAGGUGGUGUUCUGGUUUGGUGAUCUGAACUUCCGUAUCGAGGACCACGGCUUGCAUUUUGUCCGCUCAUCCAUCAAUGGAGGACGCCUCAAUUUGCUGUGGAGCAAGGACCAGCUCACCAUGAUGAAGAAAAAGGAACCCUUUCUGCAGGAGUUUGACGAAGGACCAUUGAAUUUUAAACCCACCUACAAGUUUGACCGCAAAGCUGAAUCCUAUGAUACCAGCUCUGCAAAGACAUGGUUGGGUUUUAAUGGCAAGAAGAGGAAGCCGGCCUGGACGGAUCGGAUCCUCUGGCGGAUCAAACCUAAAAGCCUCCCAUCAGAAGAGGAUGACGAUGAUGACGAGAAGGCAUCAACUCCCGCUGAUGAUGGGCAGGAGGAGUAUCCAAUCAUGGUCACCCAGAACACAUACACCAGUGUGAUGAGCUACGGAGUCAGUGACCACAAGCCAGUCAUUGGAAAUUUUACUCUGGAGCUGAGAAAAUACUUCGACACACAACUGGUAGACUUGGCACCUGCAGGCGAGUGGAGCGCAGACCAUGAUGCACUUCUGAGUUAUACCAUCCUAGAGGACUUCAUGUCUUCCACAUGGGACUGGAUUGGCCUCUACAAGGUCGGAUUCAAGAGUGCGUCUGACUAUAAAACCUUUGUAUGGGUCAGAGAGAACGAGCUGCCAGAAGUUAAUGAGGUCAUUGAGAAAUCUGUGGUUAAAGAUGACCUACCUCUGCUAAGUGGAGAAUAUGUUCUGGGUUACUACAGUACGAACCUGAACAGCAUCGUUGGCCUAAGUGAUAACUUCCAGAUCCUGGAAUCCAAGCGAGCUGCCAUGGAAGGUCUUGUAUCUAAAGACAUCAAUGGGAUCGACAAAUAAAAGAAGUGUUGCUGCAGUGCCCUGAUGUGAACUUCUGCACUAUGAUUUUGAUUCAGACUUUAAACUGCCCAGCUAUUUGAUGAGAUGGUUGGGAAUAUCAAUCUUGUAUUUGCUGUUUUCCUUAAGAUUCAUUCUUCCAAGAUUGGACCUUUGGUUGAGAAUAAAUUGCUAAUAAAAUGAAAAUCACUUAAAUGAUUGAUCUGAUGA
Molecule: messenger RNA, 2300 nt
Organism: Poecilia reticulata (guppy)
Lineage: Eukaryota; Metazoa; Chordata; Actinopteri; Cyprinodontiformes; Poeciliidae
Gene: inpp5kb
Product: inositol polyphosphate-5-phosphatase Kb
Biological process (GO): negative regulation of peptidyl-serine phosphorylation; phosphatidylinositol dephosphorylation; negative regulation of phosphatidylinositol 3-kinase/protein kinase B signal transduction
Cellular component (GO): cytoplasm; plasma membrane; endoplasmic reticulum
Molecular function (GO): inositol bisphosphate phosphatase activity; phosphatidylinositol-3,4,5-trisphosphate 5-phosphatase activity; phosphatidylinositol-4,5-bisphosphate 5-phosphatase activity
Source: RefSeq, a predicted model, not a curated record